AUGUGUAAUGCAAUUGGUAAGGUUGUGUUGCUCUUUCGUCAAUGGUCAUCGGUUUAGAUCGUGAGAAUAAGGGGAAGGCCGCGUACCCUUGCCCGUCUUUCACAAAAGUUACUCUAUAAAGUUAAAAUUUUGAGUUAGAUCGCUCUGCAAAAUCCUCCAUUAGGUUAGCUGGUGGUUCAGGGUAAUUUGGAGAGGGACGCAUAGAGUCCAGUUGUACUGAAGACAGGUGAAGCAAUUGAAUCCACUUGCUCUUGUAAUUGAGAGAUUAUGUCAAUCUCUUCUACACCUGUCUACCCAAUGUCAAACGUAAAUAAUCAAAGACCUAGAUUUUAACGUCCCAAUUAUAAUUUCUAAUCUAUCUCUAUUUCUCAGAACCAAUGGCUCAAGGAAUUCACCUUAUACAAAACUAAAGAGCUGACCCACACAUACACUUGUAAAUAAAAAUCUGCAAUUAUAAUUUUUUCGCUCGAUUCAAAUCACGAGCACGCAACCCAUCGAUCUGUGAUUUUUAGCAGAGGCUCUGCGUUUGGUUUUGCUGCUCAUUGUAGCACCUGGGUGUGGUAUUCAGGGGCAAGGAAGAUGAUACGGCGUCGUUUGUUUCAUAAUUAAAUUCGGCCAUUCAUUUCCUUAAUGAAAAUAACUAGAAUACCCCUCAACUCUAUUCGUGUUCGACCGAGAGGAACGAUCGUCUCUCCAUCUUUGGUACAUUGACGACAAGACUGAAGAAGCGCCGAGGCCGAGCAGUUGGAGAGGAUGACAAUGGGAACAUCAACGCAGGCAUACGGUGAGCCAUGGUACUGGGACAACAGAUAUGCGAAUGAAUCAGGGCCCUUCGAUUGGUACCAGAAGUAUGAUUCCUUGGCUCCGCUCAUCAAUCUCUACGCCCCUCGCUACCAUCGCCCUCGAAUCCUCGUCGUUGGAUGUGGCAACUCAGCAUUUAGCGAAGGGAUGGUGGAUGAUGGAUAUGAGGAUGUGGUAAACGUUGAUAUAUCCUCUGUAGUUAUUGAAGCUAUGCAGAAGAAGUAUUUUAAUCGUCCUCCACUGAAAUAUAUUCAAAUGGAUGUCCGAGAUAUGAGUACUUUUCAAACAGGUUCCUUUGAUGCUGUUAUUGAUAAAGGAACUCUAGACUCUAUCUUGCAAAUUUUUCUCUCUAGUGUGGAAAUAAUUCAAGACAAAAUGCUGCCAAGAUGCUUGAAGAAGUUUGGAGUUGAUGACAACUAUAGGGUGCUCAGGGAUAAAGGAGUAUAUAUCCUGGUUACAUAUGGAGCUCCAGUGUAUCGUUUACGCUUUUUGAGAGAAUCUUACUUGUGGAGGAUAAAACUCCAUGUGAUAGAAAAGCUUUUCUCUGGAGGAGUCUCUGAACAUCCAAUUUGGGAGUUGACAAAUCCUGUUCCACUUGGUGAUGAUGGAAACUCGGUGGAAGUCACACUUGGAAAGAAGCCUGAUGUCCAUUACAUUUACGUUUGCACUAAGGAUGAAUCUUUGAAGCCAGACCAAAAGCACAAUGUGACAGUUGAUUGAGAAAUAUUAGGAUGGUCAACCUUUCUAAAUAAGGUGUGUGCCGGUGCAUGAAGCUUCUGGCAUUAGUUUGUUUCAUGGUUUAAAUCUGACUACCAAGUCACAGUGAAAUAAACUUACUGUUGUACCAAGACACCCUCAGCCAACCUUUUGCGAUGCAACUAUUUCUUUUAUGUGAAUAAUCGGACAUCCUUUAUUGAAAUAAUAAGUGCUGGUUCACUAGACGUUAUAUGUAUUAUGAUUAGCUAUGACUUCAUUUUAGUCCUGAACCGACACCUUGAUGGGACUGUAUGCCAAAGCAAUCUUUUGCUACUCUACUUUUUCCACUGGAUUGGGUUGUAUUUAUGAUUGUGAAAAUUUGCAUGCGGUGAUCAGAACAGGUAAGUUAGAUUAUUUACUUUUGAUUGAUGAA
This is a messenger RNA of Hevea brasiliensis (rubber tree), 1930 nucleotides long. RefSeq lists its product as uncharacterized. Gene Ontology annotation, molecular function: S-adenosylmethionine-dependent methyltransferase activity. NCBI's taxonomy places the organism in Eukaryota, Viridiplantae, Streptophyta, Magnoliopsida, Malpighiales, Euphorbiaceae. The record is from RefSeq and is a predicted model, not a curated record.